Parus major (Great Tit) is the source of this 1445-nucleotide messenger RNA. It is a transcript of the gene NUDT2, whose product is annotated as nudix hydrolase 2. Lineage: Eukaryota; Metazoa; Chordata; Aves; Passeriformes; Paridae. Gene Ontology annotation, molecular function: bis(5'-nucleosyl)-tetraphosphatase (asymmetrical) activity. The transcript has 3 exons. Gene Ontology annotation, biological process: ATP biosynthetic process; AMP biosynthetic process. The record is from RefSeq and is a predicted model, not a curated record. Bases 344 to 790 code for a protein of 148 amino acids.
CUUUGCGGGUAGAGAGGAGAGGGCAGGGCAGCGAGGCCGCCCUGGGCCGCAUGGCGCCAGCGGAGGGGCCCUGCUGUGAUUUGUCCUUGUCCUUCCCGGCGUGCACGGGAGGUGGUGCUGGUUCCCCGGCCUAGCCCCGGGGAUGUGGGGGCCGGAGCGGGGGUGUUGUCCUUGCUCUGGCUGAUCAGGAACUAAUGGAAACGGUUCAAGUGGUUCACCGAAAGAGCUAAGCGUCGUCCAGAGGCGUGGUUGGUGGUGAAGGGUUCCGUGCUGUGGUGCUUGUGGAAAAUACAGUGUUCUGUAAAGUUAUUUGCUGAAGUCUUGGUGCAGUUGGCAGAGGGGAAUGGCUGUGAGAGCUUGUGGCUUGAUCAUCUACAGGAGGCUGCAGCCAGCACCAUCCUCUAAGGUCACUGACAGCAUCGAGUACCUCCUGCUUCAGACAUCCUAUGGAACCCACCAUUGGACCCCGCCCAAAGGCCAUGUGGACCCAGGGGAGGAUGACCUGCAGACAGCCUUUCGGGAAACACAGGAGGAGGCUGGUCUGCAGGCCAGCCAGCUCACCCUCAUCGAGGGCUACAAGAAAGAGCUGCACUACCCUGUCCACGGCAAGCCUAAGACUGUCGUGUACUGGCUGGCAGAAAUGAAGGACUGCAACACAGAAAUCAAGCUGUCAGAGGAGCACCAAGCUUUCCAGUGGCUGAAGCUGGAAGAUGCCUGCAAAUUUGCAGAAUUUGAGGACAUGCAAGCAACGCUGAAAGAAGUGCAUCAGUUUCUCUGCUCCAGAGAAUAAGUGUUUUUGUGAAGUGUAAGGGGAUUUCUUGAGGAGACAGGUCUGCUUUUUAUGUUUUUAACUGGAGGAAGCAUUAUAUGGCUGCAGAAGUGUAGAUUUUUUUUUUUUUUAAUAUCUGUAGAAAUUCAGUGAGGAAAUAUGGAGCUUUUAAAGAGACUAUGCUUUUGUCUCCCCUAGCUAGCACAAAAAAAUAGUGUGAUUGAACCAUAAACUGGAGAUGUCUGAAUUGAAAUCCAGAGCUAACAAAAGACUUCCUCUGUCUCUGUCUCCUUUUCUUUUUGUUUCCCCUUUCUUUGUCUUCCUUGAAGUGCUAAACAACCACAGGUCUUUUUGAAAAAUCAAACACUUCAUACAUCUUGACUUGCUGAUGUAAAGCUGGAGAGUUGAGAAAAUGAGCAUAUGGGGAUUUUUAAUAACAAAACGUUUACUGCAGAAGUCAUACCUUGAAUUUCAAGUGAGGAAGCAGUAGUUCUAUUCACAACUCUUCCCAGUGAUAUGCAGUGAUAACUUGUCAGAUCAUUUCAGGUCGUCUUUGUAUCAUGAAUUUAUGUACAUCCCUAAUGUACUGUUGUGAGAACAUUUUUCAUCCAGAGAGUCUUAGUAAAUUAUUGAGGUAUGGUAUUUAAGUGGUAAUUAAAGUUCUUUUGCCUCUUUC